Molecule: messenger RNA, 1512 nt
Organism: Zootermopsis nevadensis
Lineage: Eukaryota; Metazoa; Arthropoda; Insecta; Blattodea; Termopsidae
Product: zinc finger SWIM domain-containing protein 7
Biological process (GO): double-strand break repair via homologous recombination
Cellular component (GO): Shu complex
Molecular function (GO): zinc ion binding
Source: RefSeq, a predicted model, not a curated record
UUGUGGCAGGAAUUUUCUCAGGUAAGUUAUAAGUUAAACCUAGAACCCAUUUAUGCAACAAAUUUUUAUGUUUAUUAAAGUACGAUAAGCGAAAAUAGAUAUGUGAAAUAUGUUCUUCAACUUGUGUCAAAAGUUAAGAAGUUUACGUAUAUUGUAUGAAAUGGCAUGUUCUACAUCCUUUAGUUUAGUCCCAAGAAGGAUCUAUGGAAUGUAAAUAAACUCCACAUCAAUUUGUGCUAAUUUUUCUGCAAGUAUUUCACAAAGUAUCUACAUUUAUGUAAAGUAGUAGUAAAAAUUGCCCAAUCUUCAUGGCAGUUGAAAUAGAUUGAGUCUUUUUUGUAAACAUUUCGCCAAUAUUAAUUGAAUUAAAAUAAAGUUAUGCAUUCUUGUUGAUUCAAGCAUGUGGUAAGUACAACUUAAUCACCUGUACGUCACAAAUUAAUUGGUUAAUGUUAUACUCUUUGCUGAACGAUGAUAUCUGUCACGUUUAAUAUGUCUAAGUUGGUGAACCAAGUAUGGCGCCGUAUUCGUCUCAAUCUUCUGUAGUUGGCAUUAAGGUUCCGUGUACUCUUUAUUUAGUCAAUUUCGUAAUGAUGCGAUUGUGUAGGCAUCGAAGUUGUUUAUGUACUGAUGUGUUGUAAUUCGUUGAGAUAUCCUGUAGCAGCUGUAAUAAUCUUUGUAUAUUAGCAAACCUCGUCAAAUAAAUAUCCUACGAAUUCGGCCAGAAAUUUGUGUAUUAAGAUGAAUGAUGAAGAGUCAGGUGUUCGCCUCAAUCGUCUGAAGCAAAAUGAAGUUACUGAUGAGAUACUCCUUGCACUUCAUUCACUGUUUGGAAAACCUUUUGAGAAAGCCCUAGAACUCCUUGAGUCAAGCUGUGUGGUUUAUGUGCGUUGUGGACAGGGGAGGUACGUUGUGCAGGUGACUGGUAGUUCUGGGACUCCCUACACAUUGUUCCCACAUGUGAACUUCUGUUCAUGCCCUGCAUAUCGUUAUCAGGUAAUCAGCACCCAGAAGUUUCUCACCUGCAAGCACAUCCUAGCAGCUCGCCUAGCUGAGAUAAUGCAGAAGGGUCGAGAUCUGUCAUUAAGUGUGGAGGAGCUGACUAGAAUCCUGUGUGCUGCUGUCAAGUUUGAUAGUGAUGGGGCAGAUCAUGACCCCUGGUCCACUCAUCUUGUGUGAUUAACUGCCCCCUGAUUUUGUGUAGGGGUCUCUGCUAGAUGACUUAGAGCAAUCAAAUGAAAGGUUUUGUGGGACAAGAACAUCUGCUUGGUACCACAUGACAGGCGUGUUUGGUUUUUGUAACUUGCCAUAUUUUGUUAAUGUAGGUUUGUUGUGUCUGAACACUGAAGAUCACAGUAGUAAUGCUGUGCCAAGGAAUUAUUAAAACAUUAAACUUGCACAAAAACUUUGGAACUUUACAGUGAGGAUAUUAAACUGUUCUGUUUUGCAAUACCAAUGUGUGUCACAUUUACAUAAAAUUGUCUUUGAUUAUAAUAGAAGAAUUUGUGCAUU